Aspergillus bombycis is the source of this 927-nucleotide messenger RNA. Its product is annotated as NmrA-like family protein. NCBI's taxonomy places the organism in Eukaryota, Fungi, Ascomycota, Eurotiomycetes, Eurotiales, Aspergillaceae. The record is from RefSeq and is a predicted model, not a curated record. The coding region runs from base 1 to 927 and encodes 308 amino acids. The transcript has 3 exons.
AUGGCCCUCACCGUCGGGAUCGCUGGCAUCACCGGAAAGUUCGCCCGCCGCGUGGUCUCCCACCUGCUCAAGCACUCCGAUGUCACUAUCCGCGGAUACUGUCGUGACCCCAGCAAGGUCCCCGAGUCCAUUUCCUCCUCGGAGAAAGUGACCCUGUUCAAGGGCGAUGCCUUCGACAAGGGGGCCAUCCGUACCUUCGCCCAGGGCUGUGAUGUGCUGAUCUGCUGCUACCUCGGCGACAACCAGCUCAUGAUCGAUGGACAGAAGAUUCUGAUCGAUGCCUGUGAGGAGCAGGGCGUUCCGCGCUACAUCGCAAGUGACUGGGCCCUCGACUACACCAAGCUGAAACUAGGAGAGCUGUUCCCCAAGGACCCCAUGAUCCACGUUCACGCCUACCUGGCUACAACGCAAAAGGUCAAGGGCGUCCAUGUACUAAUCGGAGGGUUCAUGGAGCCGGUUCUCAGCCCCUUCUUCAAUAUUCUGGAUCCCAAGACCAACACUUUCCGCUUCUGGGGCGAGGGCGAUGAAAUCAUGGAGGGAACUACCUACGACAAUGCGGCUGAGUUCACCACCGCCGUGGCUAGGGAUCCCGAGGCAACUGGUAUCAUCCGCUUCCUUGGCGGCCGCGCCACUAUCCGCGAAAUCGCUCAGUCCUACGAGAAGGUCUACGGCGUGAGGGCGAACCUUGAGAGGCUGGGUUCUCUCGACGACCUCUACAAGUUUAUGCACGAGAAGCAAGCCCAGAACCCUGCUGAUAUCUACGGCUACAUGUUCUUUUACUAUUACUGGAUCAAUGGGCAGACCUUUGUCGGGCCGCAGCUCGAUAAUGACAAAUAUCCACAGGUCAAGCCUGUCAGUUGGGAGGAGUAUAUGAGGCAGUGGCCUUUGGAGCAGCUGCCCAGUUCUUAUUUUGCACUCAAUGCUUGA